Aspergillus versicolor CBS 583.65 is the source of this 1476-nucleotide messenger RNA. RefSeq lists its product as uncharacterized. Bases 1 to 1476 code for a protein of 491 amino acids. The transcript has 7 exons. Gene Ontology annotation, molecular function: heme binding; monooxygenase activity; oxidoreductase activity, acting on paired donors, with incorporation or reduction of molecular oxygen. The record is from RefSeq and is a predicted model, not a curated record. Lineage: Eukaryota; Fungi; Ascomycota; Eurotiomycetes; Eurotiales; Aspergillaceae.
AUGUCGGCCAACAUGGACGCCCAGCAGGUGCUAAACAUAGUAGUAGUAUCACUCAAAAGCACCGCAGUGCUAAUCCUGCUCACAGCAACCGGCCUCCUCUGGAUCUACCGCAACCGCGCCUUCCGGUCCUCCUCCUCUCUAAACCCCUGGAUCUUAGGCCCCAAGGGCAAACCCUUCAAAGGCAACGUACAAGAACUCCAAACAAACGGCGCCGCCAGCUGCAAAGCCUGGUACUCGCUGUAUGAACGGUACGGACCGGCCUACGAGCUCACAAUCCCCUUCUUCCGACUGCAUAUUAUCAACCACCCAACCUACCUCGAGCACAUCCAGAAACACAACAGCAAGAACUACAUCCGGGGCGCAUUUACGCAGAACGUCUUCGGGGCACUGCACAGGUCUGGCGUGUUUGCGGUCGAUGGCGCGGAGUGGCAGUUCCAGCGCAAGGCGGCGACGAGGGCGUUCAGUAAGCGGAAUUUCGAAACGCAUAUCACGGCGUCUGUGCAUAGAUGGCUGGAUGUUUUGAUGGAGUUGCUGGGGAAUCUGGCGAGGGAAAACAGGGAGUUUGACUUCCAGGAGGGAUGGGGAGUGUUUGACCGACGAAGACGGGAUCCUCUCUGGAAGAUUACUGAAAGACUCUCUGGCGAGGACAAGGUCACUAAAAGGGCGGUGGAUCUCUUCUAUGGGAAGAUUGACGGACUGAUUAUGAAGAGGCUGGGGGCAAUGCGCAAUGGAUACAAGCCUAAUCCCGAUGCCGGCGUUGAUUUGCUGGAUAUCUUCCUGCAGUCGACGACGGACGUCUACAAACUUGGCGGAAUGGUCUUCUCCUUCCUAUCAGCCGGACGCGACACAACAGCAUACAGCACCUCCUGGCUCAUGAAGGAAAUCCACCACGUCGACAACCGCCAUCUCGACGCCGUGAGCAGAAUCCGCACCGAGGCAGACGAUCUCGGUUUCUCUUCUAGCUAUCUUGGCUACGGAGACGUUCCUAAAAUGCGCUUCGCAAACGCAAUGUGGGACGAAACUGCCCGGCUCAACACCGUCUCCCCAGCAGGGCAGAUGGAAGCAGCAGAGGACGAUAUUCUCCCCGCCGUUCCAGAACUGAAUAUGCCUCCUCGGCGGGUGAAAAAGGGCGAUAUCGUCGGCUACCAGAACUACGUUCUUGCGCGAAUGCCCGAGGUAUGGGGGGAAGAUGCUGCCGUGUUUAAGCCAAGUCGGUGGUUCAAGGAUAAUGGGGAGAGUAUUUCUUACAGUCCAUUCAAAUAUCAUUCGUGGAACGCGGGCCCGCGCAGCUGUCUUGGGCGUGCUCUUGCUACGUACGAGGGCAUCACCAUCACCAGUGCCAUUCUUCAGCGGUUUGAUGUUAUCCUGGCAGAUGAUAGCAAGGUGUAUGAGCCGCUUGCUGCUAUGAAUAUGGGCAUUCGGGGUGGUCUUCCCAUGAAAGUUAGGGAGAGGUUCGAAAGGCGAGAUUUACAUUAA